This is a messenger RNA of Trypanosoma theileri, 843 nucleotides long. Its product is annotated as cyclin 9. The record is from RefSeq and is a predicted model, not a curated record. Gene Ontology annotation, biological process: regulation of transcription by RNA polymerase II. Gene Ontology annotation, molecular function: cyclin-dependent protein serine/threonine kinase regulator activity. The coding region runs from base 1 to 843 and encodes 280 amino acids. The transcript has a single exon. Lineage: Eukaryota; Euglenozoa; Kinetoplastea; Trypanosomatida; Trypanosomatidae. Gene Ontology annotation, cellular component: nucleus.
AUGGAAGCUGGGGGACCACCGUUGUGGUCAUCACCUCUUUGCAGUUCACCAACGACUGUAGUAGUGAGUAGUCCAAAUUCUUUGUUACAUGUUGGAAAAGCGUAUUAUCGCAUUGCUGCCAAGGCGUACAAUAUGACACGAUAUGUAGUAGAAAGUCUUAAACUUGAUGAGACUGUUGUUGCAACCUCUAUGGUUUAUUGGCAUACUUUUCUGAGUCAUCAUGAAUUAAAAAAGUUUGACGAAAUUGUUCUAUCAGCGUCAUGUGUAUUUUUGGCAAGUAAAGUAGAACAUUACAAGGUGCGUCUUAAUCAGGUUAUUUCACUUGUGUUUGAAGUUGAUGAAAAAAGUGAAGAAGCAGAGGGAUGGCGUCGUAUGUUGCUAGAGAUGGAGUUAUUGUUAUGUCAUACGUUGGGUUUUAAUUUUCAAGUAAUUCACCCAAUUAAGCGUAUUCUUGAGUUAGUACCGGAAGGUCACACAAAGGUUUCGGAAUGUGCUCACCGUCUAUUCCUCCUCUCAUUUGUGACACCACUUUGCACGAAGGCCUCACCUGAUGAAGUAGCGGAGGCACUUGUAUAUAUUGCUGCUGAUGGUGCUGGUCAAUUAGAGGCGUAUAGUGCGGGUUUUACCUGUACCUCAGUGGACCGCCGUGACGGUAUCAUCAAUGUCAUGAUAGAUGCCUUGGCUGUGAUGCGAAAAAACACAGGGAUGGCAAAAAUUGAUAAUAUGAUUACAGCACGACGAAAAAGAAUGCGUGAACAAGAUUCUUCUCGCCCUUCCGUUACGCACUCUAGUGGUGGAACUGGUAGCUUGGACGCCACUCCUUCUGUUAUGACGACAGAUUGA